UCCCUCCCCCCUCCAUCUGCUCCCAAAAUCCCCCAAAAAAACCCUUGCACCGUCGUUGAUAAACGUCGUCGCCGGUUUCCUUUCCCCUGCAUCAUCUCACAUGUUUCUCCAUUGGGUUCGAAGACUUGGUCGUUGAGAGAAGAGUGCAUCGCGGACAUCCUUCCUCCGUCGACACUUUAUAUGGCGAUUGAAAACAUACCAGGAAUGGCGAGAACAAAGACAACAUGCUACAUGUCGACGAAAAAAACAACCGGAAGAAAAAGAACCUGCUGGAAAACAGCCUGCUACCUAUGAAUCUCGACAGGUUGUCAUCCGUGAAGGGGAGUCAUAUGACUCUAAUUUGGGCCCUAGUAAGAAAUGGCCACGAGAUGGGUUAAUGAAGUGUCCCUGCGAGAAGAAUAAGA
Linum tenue is the source of this 404-nucleotide messenger RNA. The record is from the annotation of a GenBank genome assembly. NCBI's taxonomy places the organism in Eukaryota, Viridiplantae, Streptophyta, Magnoliopsida, Malpighiales, Linaceae.